GAACUUAUCAAAUCGGAAAUAAGAUUCACAGUGUAAGCAGAAAUCAAGAAGCGAAGUUGAAGAGGAAGAGAAAGAUGGCGCUGAACAUUACUGGCCAGAUCGGUUCCCUGUGCGGUUCCCCGUUCCCGGAGCAGUCUGGCGGCGGAGAUCAGCCGGCGGCAGUUUCGGCGCUUUGGAAGCCGGUGGCGGCAGGGGGAAACCUGCGGUGCCGGAUCCGGCAGCCUGGAGGGCAGGAUCUGGAUUCCCUUACGCCACCAGUGAGCCCGUGCCGAUCGCCGGUUUUGGGAGCCUUGCGACCGGAUUUGACGAUGGCGUGCCAGGCUCUGAUGACUGAUGCGGCGGUGGAAGAGGGCGUGGAGCUCGAGCACGGGGGAUUAGGAACGGGGGAUAAGGGGAAAGGGGUUCCGGUUUUUGUGAUGCUUCCACUGGAUACGGUGAAACCAGGGGGCGGGAUGAAUAGGAGGAAGGCGAUGGUGGCGAGUUUGAAGGCGCUGAAAACCGCCGGAGUGGAGGGGGUGAUGGUGGACGUGUGGUGGGGGAUCGUGGAGAGGGAGCGGCCGGAGGUGUACGAUUGGAGCGGUUACGAUGAUCUGAUGGAGAUGGCUCGCCGGAUUGGGUUGAAGGUUCAAGCUGUCAUGUCUUUCCACAAGUGCGGCGGUAACGUCGGUGAUUCUUGCACAAUACCGUUGCCGCCGUGGGCGGUGGAGGAGAUGGAGAAAGACCCGGGCUUGUCGUACACAGACCAAUGGGGCCGGCGAAACUACGAAUACAUCUCGCUGGGCUGCGACACUAUCCCGGUGCUCAAGGGCCGAACUCCGGUGCAGUGCUACGCCGACUUCAUGCGCGCAUUCCGCGACCGCUUCGCCUCUCUUCUGGGCUCCACAAUCGUCGAGAUUCAGGUAGGCAUGGGCCCAGCCGGCGAGCUCCGUUACCCUUCCUACCCUGAGCUUCACGGCACCUGGAAGUUUCCCGGCAUCGGCGCCUUCCAGUGCAACGACCGCUACAUGCUUGCCAGUCUCCGCGCCGCCGCCGAAUCCGCAGGCCAUCCCGAGUGGGGUAAUGGCGGCCCCACCGAUGCAGGGGGCUACAACAGCUGGCCCGAAGACGCUCCCUUCUUCCGUCGUGAAAAUGGCGGAUGGGACGGAGACUACGGCCAGUUUUUUCUCUCCUGGUACUCCGGCCUUCUUCUCGACCACGGCGAACGGGUUCUCUCAGCCGCCACUGCUGUUUUCGCCGGCACCGGCGUUAAGAUUUCCGUAAAGGUCGCUGGCAUCCACUGGCACUACGGCACGAGGUCCCACGCUCCAGAGCUCACCGCCGGGUACUACAACACGCGAUUCCACGAUGGGUACAAGCCCAUCGCCGAGAUGCUUGGGCGACACGGCGCGGUGCUGAACUUCACCUGUGUGGAAAUGAAGAAUUUUGAGCAGCCCGAAGAGGCGAUGUGCCGGCCGGAGGAGCUGGUGAGGCAGGUGGCUGCUGCGGCGAUGGGAGCCGGAGUGGGACUGGCAGGGGAGAAUGCUCUGCCGAGAUACGACGAGGCGGCGCACGACCAGAUCGUGAAGACGGCAACGGUGGCGGAGGGUGAGGAGAGGGAGAAGAUGGAGGCGUUCACGUACCUGAGGAUGGGGCCGGAUCUGUUCCGUGAGGAUAAUUGGAGAAAGUUCGUGGGGUUCGUGAAGAGUAUGCGGGAAGAGGGACGGUGCAGAGAGAUAGUGGAGAGGGAGGCGGAGAGCUUCGUGCACGCCACCGUCCCGCUUGUCCAGGAGGCCGCCGUCGCCUUAAUGAGUGGCUGAGCCGUCCCCGGCGAUCUUUUUCAUAAAAACUAGAUAUGCAUAGGUUAUUUUGAUCGCUGAAAUAAUUGAAGGAAAUAUAGAAGGGAAGGAUUGGUGCGUUCUCUUCUAUCUUCCGGCUCCUGUGCUGUUUAUUGAACAUGCUUAGAUGUUAGUAGGUUCAAUUACCUAAGCGUAUUUGGCCAAAAAGGAAUUUAUUUGAAGAUAAUAUGUACUCUUAUUUUGGGGGAUCUUAGCUGGUUGCUUAGGAGUAUUAUGUGUGGAGCUGUUGUUGUGAAGAAUUUUUUUUAUAGAUAUGGAUGAAGUAAUGUAGUUCUAUUCCUACUAAAA
Dendrobium catenatum is the source of this 2123-nucleotide messenger RNA. RefSeq names its product beta-amylase 1, chloroplastic. The record is from RefSeq and is a predicted model, not a curated record. The transcript is spliced from 2 exons. NCBI's taxonomy places the organism in Eukaryota, Viridiplantae, Streptophyta, Magnoliopsida, Asparagales, Orchidaceae. Bases 75 to 1796 code for a protein of 573 amino acids. Gene Ontology annotation, biological process: polysaccharide catabolic process. Gene Ontology annotation, molecular function: beta-amylase activity.